AUGGCCAGCCAGGGCGGUGCCGAGGAUGCCAGCGGGCCUUCACUCUUUCAGGCCCGCAGCACCCGCCACAAUCACAAUCACUUCCAACACGACGAUCUCGUCUACACCCACAACCACAACCAUCAGAUUCGGCACCAUCGCCAACACCAUCGUUUGCAUCCCACUGAGGUCGACGCUGCCGCCUCGCAACACAUUCGUUCACCCCCAAAACGAGAAGGAGAUUUGGAAGGUCCCCCGGUCGUUGUUUUUCAAACCGUAUCUGUCGUCCAUUACCUUGAUGCGAGGGGCGCUGUUACAAGUGUCGGAACCCUGACUUCGACCCCUACGCCCGGUAACCCCGUGGGCCCUCCCGACCUCCUCGACCCCGUUGCACCGAUCUUGUCAGCGCUGCCGGCAGCUGUUUCGGCCGUCCUGACCGGCAUCGGUGCCGUGUUGCCCAGCGUGUCUUUCUCUGGAUUACUUCCCGAUCCGACUGAUGGCGCGCCAUCGUCGACCACCUCCGCCGAGACGGAGACCACCGUGUCUACGUCCUCCUCGGAGACCUCGACGUCCACUCAUUCAACUACCACCACCACCGCCUCUUUCCCGAGUUUGACCGGCGCCAAAAACUCUUCUUCCACACAUCACCCGACACUCUUUGGCAACCAUACAGCUGGCAUUUUCUCGAACCACACACGAGCCAAAUCAUUCGCUUCGUCCAGAAGCACCACGCUCUGGACUACACCUACGAUCGCUAACACCCCCGCGAUUGCGACUGCGCCCGGCGGUCCCGCCACUAUCGAUGCCGUACCCUCGACUACUGUAGCACCAGCGCCAGUGCCCGAUCCACAGCACUCAUCCACCCUCCCUCCCGAGACCCGAAAUGCCGUUGUUGGCGGAGUUGUCGGUAGCGUUGCUGCCAUAUCGCUCAUCGUUCUUGCUUUGCUGUACCUACUGAAAUGGAAGAAGCAGCGCGGCGGAGGUAUUAUGCUACUUGGCGACAACGAUCCUCGAUCGCGGGGCCGGGGCCUUGGGUCUCCGGACCCAUCAAGCCCCGGGGGCGGUGGAAGGACAAUGGCAGAGCGGACCACGGGUGCCUUCACCAUCCCUGCUGCAUUGGCGAGAUUGAGCGGGAAACGGGCGAUCGGGGCUGCACCCCCCGAGCCUGAGUCCCAAGAGAGAGGGUUUUACAGGGUGUCUGGGAGGAAGCUAGUUUCAGUUCUCGAAUCCGGUGGUGACGGUUACACCGAGCCGCAACCGCGCGAGCACCGCCCACACGACAGUGUUGGUAGCGGGAGUCCGUCGCGAUACCGCGACUCAAACCCUUUCUCGGACAGCGCCAGUAUCGGCACCGACAACAACGAUACCCACUUGCAGCUGGGAACCCCGAUGCGGCCGGUCAGCGGCGUUCCGAUAUAUCGAGACGGCGCCCACCGGACACCGGUCCAGCAGCAUGGGCCGUAUUCAGCCGACAUUCGGUCUUCGGUAUUCCCUAUGACUUCGCCGUUUGCGGACGAUGCCGACCACAGUAUCACCUCCAUCGCGUCAAGGGGGUCUGGAUCGAGAUUCUUGGAGGAGGAUACUUUAUGA
Dichotomopilus funicola is the source of this 1569-nucleotide messenger RNA. RefSeq lists its product as uncharacterized. The coding region runs from base 1 to 1569 and encodes 522 amino acids. Lineage: Eukaryota; Fungi; Ascomycota; Sordariomycetes; Sordariales; Chaetomiaceae. The record is from RefSeq and is a predicted model, not a curated record. The transcript has 2 exons.